AUGAAUAACAAUAAUAGUGCACGUUCCAGUCGCGUUGGAAGUGCCGCGAGCACUGAAACCAGCAAUCUUGUUUUGCAUCGAUUAAUUGUGAAUGGAUUUGUAAAUGUGAAUAUAUCCACAAUUGAGCGACGAUUUGGUUUGCGUUCCCGGCAAACUGGACUCGUGGCCAGUGGCUACGAUUUGGCCUCCUUUGUGUGUCUGGUUCCCGUGACAUAUUACGGCGGAAGGAGAGGUGCAUCCAAGCCGUGCUUUAUAGCCAUAGGUCUACUGUUGUUGGGACUUGGAUCAUUGAUAUUCUCGUUGCCGCAUUUUCUGGUUGGCAGCUAUCGAGCAACGAUAGCCGAGGCAAACAAUUGUGAUCAGGAGUCGGGCAGAUUGACAAAUCAAACGAUGCAGGCUUGCCAUGAGGCAGCUGAGGAUUUCGAUGUGGGCGAGAGUCUAACUUGGACGGUCUGGUUGUUCUUUGCGGCUCAACUUUUGCAUGGAGCUGGCGCCUCGCCGUUGUUUACGCUGGGCGUGACAUAUCUGGAUGAGAAUGUAUCCACAAAGAUGUCAUCUGUUUACUUGGGUAUUUACUAUACGAUGGCCAUAAUUGGACCAGCUGUUGGCUACGUUCUUGGCGGCCAAUUGCUGCUCAUUUAUACGGACUUUGUAACCGUGGAUGCGGCUGAUUUAAGCCUGACAAGUGACAGCAAAGUGUGGAUUGGAGCCUGGUGGAUUGGUUUUGUGUUUGCUGCCAUGGUCUGCGUUCUUAUAGCCAUACCUAUAUUUGGUUACCCCAAAUCUCUGCCUGGCGCAGAGAAACUGCAAUUGUCCAAAGUAUCCGAAGCGCAUGCCACCAAGAAAACGGCAGAAAUCACAACGAAAUCGGAAAAGGAAACUGUGACAAGUAAAAAGGAGAAAAGAAGGCGUCUUGGAGAACUUCCACUUGCGGUGUUGACUCUCUUCAAGAAUCCCACAUUCUUCUUUCUUAACUUGGCCGGGGCAACGGAGGGUUUGGUCAUUGCCGGAUUUGCCGCUUUUCUGCCGAAACAAAUUGAAAAUCAGUUUAGCAUUUCUCCAGUAAUUUCCGCUCUAUUGAUGGGACUAAUCACAGUGCCCGCAGGCGGAGGUGGCACCUUUCUGGGCGGUUACUUGGUCAAGAAGUUGAACUUGGCUUGUGGCGGCAUCAUUAAAAUGUGUUUGUUGGUCACUGUGGUGGCCACCUUCUUCACCAGCUGCUUUCUGGUUUCGUGCCCCAAUGCGGAGUUUGCCGGAGUCACCACAGCGUAUUCCCAUUCCCAGGACAAGAGCGGACUGGCCAUUUCUCUAGAGGAUUCCUGCAAUACUAAUUGUGGCUGCAGUCGCACCAACUAUGAUCCAAUUUGUGGCGCCAAUGGGGUGAUGUACUACAGUCCCUGCUUUGCUGGCUGUCGACAGGAGGAGCAGCUGGACACCUUGAAGAUCUAUCGCAAUUGCAGUUGCAUUGAGGACUCUUUAAUCCUGCCUGAAGCCACCAAUGUGAUGUGUGAAUCCAAGUGCCAAAGUCUGCCCUAUUUUGUGGGUCUCUGUUUUGUACUGAUGCUCUUCACAUUUUUGGCCACAAUGCCUGCUCUGUCGGCUACACUUAGAUGUGUGCAGGAUGAACAGCGUUCCUUUGCCUUGGGUUUGCAGUGGAUCAAGGUGCGUUUGAUGGGCACAAUUCCUGCUCCUUUAAUCUUUGGCGCCCUCAUCGACGAGUCGUGCGUGCUGUGGCACGAAUCCUGCGAUGAUCAAGCUGGCGGUGCUUGCUUAGUCUAUGAUAAUUUCUACAUAAGCCGCUACAUGUGGUUACUGGCUUUAAUUGGAAAACUCUGCUCUGUUUUGUUUUUCUUUGGCGCCUGGUGGUUCUAUGUGCCACCAAGCGAAACAUUAAAUGCCAAAGAGGAAGCAGAUACUUAAAAUAAACUAUAAUUAAGCGACUGAAAUAAACUAAGCGACACUGCCGAUUGAUUCUACAUUUGUAAACAGUCAAUUUUGGCUUAAUUUUCCAUAUUGAAAAUGGUCUCAUUAAUUAUGGUAUUGUAAUUUUAUGUCUAUUUUAAUCGGUAAAUAGUUAAGUAUACUAUAAGC
This is a messenger RNA of Drosophila innubila, 2091 nucleotides long. RefSeq names its product solute carrier organic anion transporter family member 4A1 (gene Oatp26F). The transcript is spliced from 7 exons. The coding region runs from base 1 to 1920 and encodes 639 amino acids. NCBI's taxonomy places the organism in Eukaryota, Metazoa, Arthropoda, Insecta, Diptera, Drosophilidae. Gene Ontology annotation, biological process: sodium-independent organic anion transport; transmembrane transport. Gene Ontology annotation, cellular component: membrane. Gene Ontology annotation, molecular function: protein binding. The record is from RefSeq and is a predicted model, not a curated record.